GUAACACCGCCCCUCCGUCGGGUCUCCAGUGAUCAGAGUGAGUCGCUGUCCAGCAGUCUGUAGUGCUGAAAUCUCAGCUCGUUCUCAUAACAAUGGAACGGCAAUGAGACAAAGGACCUGCAGACCACGAAAAACGCCAUUGCAAUGGAUGAUGACCUAUUCCAGCUGAGACAGCUGCCCGUGGUGAAGUUCCGGCGCACAGGCGAGAGCGCACGCUCCGAGGAUGAGGCUGUGUGCGGAGAACACGAGAUUCGGAUCGAGGGGGUCCGCCGGGACUUGGAGCCCGUGGAGCUGGCGGGUGGAACCGCAGUGCCUAAGGAGUUUGCAAACCCCACCGAUGAUACAUUUCUGGUGGAAGAUGCAGUGGAAGCCAUUGGCUUUGGGAAAUUCCAGUGGAAACUCUCCAUUCUCACUGGAUUGGCAUGGAUGGCCGAUGCCAUGGAGAUGAUGAUUCUCAGUAUUCUAGCCCCGCAAUUGCACUGUGAGUGGAGGUUACCCAGUUGGCAAGUUGCACUUCUCACGUCGGUAGUGUUUAUUGGCAUGAUGCUUAGCUCAUCGUUAUGGGGGAACAUAUCUGACCAGUAUGGAAGAAAAACCGGCCUGAAGGUCAGUGUGUUGUGGACUCUGUUCUAUGGAGUGCUCAGUGCGUUCGCUCCGGUGUACGGCUGGAUUCUGUUUCUAAGAGGACUGGUGGGAAUUGGGAUCGGAGGCGUUCCACAGUCGGUAACACUCUAUGCGGAAUUCCUGCCAAUGAGAUCCAGAGCCAAGUGCAUUUUACUGAUAGAGGUGUUCUGGGCACUGGGCACCGUGUUCGAGGUGCUCCUGGCUAUCAUGGUGAUGCCUACGCUGGGCUGGCGCUGGCUGCUCCUCCUCUCCACUUUGCCCCUCAUGAUCUUCAGUGUCCUGUGCUUUUGGCUGCCGGAGAGCGCGAGGUACGACGUCCUAACUGGGAACCAGGAGAAAGCUCUGGCCACAUUGAAACGCAUCGCCAAGGAGAAUGGAGUCCCCAUGCCACUGGGGAAGCUUACUGUGGCCAGGCAGGAGGACCGUGGAAAGAUUCGGGACCUCUUCUCUCCCCAGUUCCGCUGGACCACUGUCCUCCUGUGGUUUAUCUGGUUCUCCAACGCAUUCUCUUAUUAUGGGUUAGUGUUACUGACCACAGAGCUGUUCCAAGCAGGGGAUGUGUGCAGUGUUUCAAAAGGCAGACGGACCAUGGAACCCAGGUGUAGCCUUGAAUGUAAAUACCUGACCGAGAAUGACUACAAAGACCUCCUGUGGACCACCUUAUCUGAAUUCCCAGGCGUGCUGGUUACUCUCUGGGUUAUCGACCGGAUCGGACGGAAGAAGACCAUGGCCCUCUCCUUCAUCAUCUUCUCACUCUGCAUCCUGCUGCUGCUGGCCUGCGUUGGAAGGACGGCGCUCACGGUUUUCCUCUUCAUUGCCAGAGCUUUCAUUUCAGGCGGAUUCCAGGCUGCUUAUGUAUACACCCCAGAGGUGUACCCCACAACUACCAGGGCUCUGGGUUUAGGGACCUGCAGUGGCAUGGCCAGGGUGGGUGCUCUCCUCACCCCCUUUAUUGCACAGGUGAUGCUGGAGUCUUCGGUCUACCUGACGCUCUCUGUGUAUUGCUGCUGCUCCAUCCUAGCUGCCAUCGCCUCCUGCGCCUUGCCAAUCGAGACCACGGGCCGUGGUCUGCAGGAGUCCAGCCACAGGCAGUGGGGUCAGGAGAUGGUGGGGCGUGCGUCCCACAGUUCAGAGAGGAUCCCCCGCUCCAGCUCGGGGUCACAGAAUUGACGGGGGCUGCAGGAUUGGUCAGAACCCCCGGAACACCAUUUGGGCUGGUCUUUACUAGUCUGUACAUAGAAGUGUUGGGUUUAAGAAGGAUGCCUGCCUGUACAAUGUGUUUGUAUGAUAAGAUAUUGUUACUGUAAUGACCUUACAAAAUGUGAGUUCUAUCAAGACGUGCAAGCAACACAGCAGAUUUAGUGUCUCCUAAAGUCAUAUUAAUGUACGUGAACAGCUUAGGCCAUCAAUUAUUUUUCCACAACAGUCCAUCUUAAAAGCUCACAGCUCAUUUCAGGACAAAGGGUGGGGUCUAUUGGUACAGAAAGUGUGUGACGGAGGCCAAAGAGGUGCUUUAGUAACUAAGUGGCUGCUUCAGAUCCAGUUAAGACCUGUACUGGUUUUAAUCUAGUAUUUUCUCACUGGUCAGGGUGGUACUCAUUUAGCUCUGUAUGAUCAGUGUCAUGAUCCCAGCCCUCCAAUCAUCAAACUGUACGGCCAGCUAGCUCUGAAGCUUUAGUGAAGAAUCUGCGAUUGAUUCUCACCACUUUCUUUUGCUGCCUCCUGUGCAGAUUGAAUUUGAAUAUGCUACAUAUUUGCAUUCGCAUACCCGGUUUCAAUUAUCAACGGGGGUAUCACAACGUGUACUGCAAGCUCUUCCUUCCCAAACGCUGCUGCAGUUACUGAAACAGAAGCAAACCUCCCUGUGGCUUCUCUGCAGCAAUACAAUGUUCACAGUGGAUGUCCUCAAAAGACAGCUUGUGACUUUGUUAGUAAUGCCCCAGCUGAGUAACAAUCCAGGCUUGGUGAAUGAAUAUGUCAAAACAAAAAGCAGUUAUGUGAAAUUUGCUACAGCAGCUGCAGCUGUAUGCUGGAGGCCCAAGAGCAAAUAAUGAGAAUAUUGUCCACAUGAACAAAGAAUGUAACGUGCACAUAUACAGAAUAUUAGACUAAGCAAAUAUCAUCAUUGUUAGAAGUUUGCCCAACAUAUCUGACAGCUAGGUUAAAACCUGGGCUCUACUGUCCAAAACAUUUACUUGUAAAAGGCUCAGGCGCUUUGUGUGUAAGGGGAUUGGAUUCCCAUGCUGAACAGAGCUCUUGAGACAGUCAGCCACAGAGCACAGGUUUGCAAGUGGGUUCUUUAAGGUGACAUCAGUAAUGCUUAAUGAAGAAUCCUCAAUGCAAACUGAACAAGAACAGAGACAGGACUCAAGAGGAAACCAUGUCAUAGUGUGCUAGUAUUGGCACAGUCUGCUAGCAAAACAUGUUACGUAACAUGCCCUCUUGAGCACUGGUAUGUGCUAUAAUACAUUGUGGAUGGAAACAAUUACUGUACUUACAACUGUGAUAAAAAUGUAAAGAUGUAUUUAAACAUGCACGGGCUGGCUCUCAGAGCGCCCACGCUCCAUUUUAAACAGCUCCUGUCCCUAAGAUGGAGACAUCGUGCAACAAGUUAGACAAGGUGAUCUGUGAAGUCCUGCACUCUCUCUCUCUCUCUCUCAUGCCUGCCUUUCGCAAUUCAUUAAGUGUCUCUGUACAGGUUCCUGCCAGUGCACUGUAUGUAAAUGUGUAUGAUACAAUAAAUGAUGUUUAAAAAGUC
This is a messenger RNA of Acipenser ruthenus (sterlet), 3382 nucleotides long. Its product is annotated as synaptic vesicle 2-related protein-like. The coding region runs from base 145 to 1794 and encodes 549 amino acids. The record is from RefSeq and is a predicted model, not a curated record. Gene Ontology annotation, molecular function: transmembrane transporter activity. Gene Ontology annotation, biological process: transmembrane transport. Lineage: Eukaryota; Metazoa; Chordata; Actinopteri; Acipenseriformes; Acipenseridae. The transcript has 16 exons. Gene Ontology annotation, cellular component: membrane.